AUGACAAGCCUGUCGAGGUUUAGUGGCUGCCCUCUUUCUUGCGUCAACCCCGGGGAGAGCAAUACUGAACCCAGCGUGGUGCUGCCACCUUUGGCAGGGGAGCACAUGGGGCACCCCACUGGCAGUUCCUUAAAACUCUGCCCCUCGCACAAUUUGCGAGACUACCACGAGACGAGGUCCAGUGCAUAUGUUGACCAUUCGGUUCCCCAUUUUGCAGACUCUGGAUACUCCAGCCACCGGUUAGAGCACAGCCCUAGGGGUAUUAUCAUUGGAGCCAAUCUUUCUGGAGCCGGAAUGCCACCCGUCACUGAUCAACUGGCAUCAAGAAGUAACCAACAUGGCGGGAUUGGAAGGUAUCGUGACCUGCCUAGCUAUAGAGAUAGCAGAAGCCAUGCUUUUUUCACCGCAUAUCACGAGCAGGCCCAUGGUUCCUCCGACGCAACCCGAGAUCUCUCCGGUCAAGUGAUGUUGGGUCUACCUGGGGACCUCCUCACCCGGACGCACCCUUAUGGCCAGAGCAUCAACGGCCCCAGGGGAAAUAGCCAACAACUUGUUUCUCAGUUCCUGGGUCUCUACAAACCGCUGAACAUGGCAAUUCAGCGUGGAGGGGGUGACGCUUUCCUCAGGUGCUCCAGACAGAAUCUGAAGCACGAACUGGUGUGUAAGUGGAGUGACAGCCAAGAGGGGUCGGGGAAGCAGCCAUGCGCCAGAACUUUCGGGACUAUGUAUGAACUUGUCACCCAUGUGACAGUGGAACAUGUCGGAGGACCAGAGCACUCUGAAUACAUGUGUUACUGGGAGAAUUGUCCGAGGGACAGAAAGCCUUUCAAAGCCAAAUACAAGUUGGUGAACCACGUCAGAGUCCACACAGGGGAAAAGCCAUUUCCCUGCCCUUUCCACGGCUGUGAAAAAGUUUUUGCAAGAUCAGAGAACCUCAAGAUUCACAAGAGGACACACACAGGUAUGUAACUAUUAGUGUAAAUAAUAAUAAUGAUAAUAAUAAUAAUAGUAAUAGAAAUUAGCUAACAUAAAAGUUGGCAGAGAAAGAUCUAAUCAAUUAUCAAAUUUGCCAAAAUCUUGUAAAUUUUGGGGGGCUAAAUUUACUCGGAGAAAAUAUUGAUAACCUAAUUUAAACCACAUUUUAAAUGUUUAAUGUUAUAUUUUACUAAAUUAUAUUAUUAUAUACACAAGUUAGAUUGUGUAACACAACUCAGUCUUAUCUCUAUGUAUAAUGACACUAUAAUAACAUUUUAUAGUGCACAAAAAUAUUAGCAAAAGCAAUUGUUUGAACAAACUUUUGAUUGUUUUCAAUGACAGUCACUGUCUGCCAUGCCAGAUUUUUUACAAUUAAAAUGUGCAUAGUCUAUUAUUAUUUAAAGAAAUUAUAUUAUAAUAAUAAUAAUUGUUAUUAUUAUUAUUAUUAUAAAUAUAAAUAUUUUUUUAUUAAUAUCGUCAUAUUGUCGUCUGUGGUUGUCAUUGUUUAUGUUGUUCGUGGUGCUGUUGUUGUCUGUGUAGUUUCUAUAAUAUGGUUAUGACUUUAUAGCCUGUCAUUAUUGGUGUGGUGGUAGUUGCACAGGAGAGAAGCAUGGGCAACUGCAAAUAGUAGGACAGAAGACCUGUAGUACUACUGCUGCAAACAAGUAGAUUUCAGGCCCAUUUGUUUGGGUGCUUUGCCCACUCUUGCGCUUAAAUAAAUAAAUAAAUAAAUGCCGGGACACCGGAGAGUUGUGACGUAGCUUUUAAGCUUCGCUCAGUUGCAGCCCCAGUAGGGGGACUCCUCUCUGCGCAGGCGCAGGAACAACGCCAGACGUACUGUAGUAGUAGAACACAGCAGCCAAGUAGGUUAUGACGACACAGGUUAUGUUGUUAUGUAGGUUAUGUUAUAGACAACACAAUGCCUUUGUAGUCUGAUCUCUGCUAAAUUUCACAGAGAUUAACAGGAUUUAAAUGUUAAAGUGCAGUGAAAAUAUAGGUCGUAGAUAACUGAACACAGUUUAUGUUGUCCUUUAAAAAAAAUAAAAGAGUCGAAUGCUUCCUUAAAGAGAAAUGUUGUGUGGACAAAAAAUUAUUAAUAAUGAUGUCGUUGGUAGCCAGAGUUAUCUAAAUCAACACACAGAGAAAAACCUUCAGUGACAAACUUUUAUGGUAAGAACCCUUAAAUGUUAUACAUGCCAAUGCCACGUUAUAGCAAACUUUGCUGUGAUGUUAAAAUGUAGGCCUACGUGACAACAUUGAUUUUGGAUUGAAUGAAUAGUAUCGUUUUAAUCGAAUUAAACAGUAAAUACAGAUGCAUGUAUGGAAAUAUUAAUAAAUCACAUUUCUAAUAAAUGUUUGUCUGGGGAAAAAUAUUAUUUUAGAAAUAAAUUAUGGUUUGUUGGGACUUAUUGAGACGAGAAAACACAUUAAUAACAAGGGUCAGACUUGGAGAGAUCGACGGUUUGACAUAUUCCUUGGUAGAUGAUGGGCCUAUUUACUGCAGCCUUGGGGUAAAUCGUUGACGAUAUGAAGGGAGUUUCGUGGGUAUGGUAAACUUCUAUGGGAAUGAUCUGUUCCACUUCUUGCCAUGUUGAUUAUCUUCAUGAUUAUCUUCGUCAUAUCUUCGAUACACUUUUCGACAGAAGUGUCAGUUUAGAGUAGUUUUUGGGGCAUUUUCCGUGUAGGCCUAUAUUAAGCUACAGUUUUCAUUAAAUGUUCAUUACGCUUUGUGCAAUUCUACCCUUUAUUCAGGGUUUAGGCCUACAAUCGAAGUUACGGUUUAGGGGUUAUAUUAAGGUUAAUAUUAAGCCUAAGGUUAGUGUAAAGACAACACAACUGUCUUAAAACAUGAGCAAGUUUAAUGUAUGCAUUCACAUGAAUUGUAAUUGCACAUUACCCAGGGAUAAUGAACCCAAAACUCAAAUCGACAUGACUUUCUAAUAUUUUAAGAAUGUUUUGGAAUUAGGCCUAUAGGCCUACACACCACUUGGUCAUAAACUCCCAAUUAUCAUCAUUUCGAUCGUCACUUCUUUAUGUGCAAAUGUAUAACAAUAUAAAUGUAAGUUUAGAUGAGUUCACAAGCCUAACCUAGAGGUUUAGUACACAUCAGGCACCAACCAUAUCGUAACACGCGGUCAUUUCUCUCUUUGCACGUUUAGGUGAAAAACCUUUUAAAUGUGAGUUCGAGGGCUGCAAUCGGAGGUUUGCUAACAGCAGCGACAGAAAGAAGCAUUCUCACGUGCACUCCAGUGAUAAACCCUACAUGUGCAAGGUCAGAGGGUGUGAGAAGUGUUACACCCACCCAAGUUCCCUCCGGAAGCACAUGAAGCUCCACUGCAAGGUCUACAGCGCGAAAAGCAGCGAUGGGCGCGAGGGGGACGGGGAACACCUUGCAGAGGCCAGGUCACCUGACGUAACGGAUCAAGCCGAAACGGCCGUGUCCACCACCGUGACGCACCCUCAGCCGCCCACCUCCCAAGAGUCCUUAUCCCCUGAGCUUCAAAACGAGUCGACUCUGAGGUCACGUUUCCAUCACACAUUCGACAAUAGUUUGGACUACUCCUCACAUAGGUCGCAGGGCCUCUUGGAUCCAUUGUUGAUACAGAGGAGCGGUUACAGACCUGAGCCCACCCAAUACCCAUGCAGCCAGGCAGGCCACAGUUUCGCCCAGAGCUCCAGGACAUUUUCCACUGCCUCACCCUUUCAGAAAAGUAUUGUCAAUGGGUGGUAUACGUGCCACAGUGGCGUGGACGCUUUCUCACCAAAGCAGUGUAAUAACAACAUAUCAUCCAUUUGA
Molecule: messenger RNA, 3772 nt
Organism: Coregonus sp. 'balchen'
Lineage: Eukaryota; Metazoa; Chordata; Actinopteri; Salmoniformes; Salmonidae
Source: the annotation of a GenBank genome assembly